AGGCUAAAACAUGGAGCUCACAGCUGAUCAACGUAAACAAGAACAGAGAAGAAGGAGGUUUAUAGCCAAUGCCUGGAUGUUGAUGGAGAAGACAGGUCAGGCUCUAGCACCGAGUAAAGACUACUGUCAGCUGCUUGUGACUACGGAGGGUGUGAUCUGGAGAUGGUGGAAGAUAUCCCUGCGUCGCUCAGCAGUGGUUUAUCCUGGAGAGUGGGCUAUAGCUCGGGAGGACGUGGAGGAUGAUGAGAGAUUGAUGGGGGAGAUAGAGCGAACUUUUGGUUCCGAUCUCAAGGACCAGGUAAUACAUCUGUGUAACAGAAGCAAUGACUACUUAAGCAAGUUACCACAGAAACUUCUCGUUCAGAUUGCCUCCUUUCUCUCUCUCGAGGACGUGAUAGCGAUGGCGCACUGUUCUAAAGCGUUCAGAAGGUGUUGUCUGACAGACAACUUGUGGCGGAACAUAUUCCUUCAACAUCACAAACAAAUAACUCCAGAGAUCGAGCAGCUAGCAGCGGAACACACGUGGCGGAAAAUAUUCUUCACAGACAAACUCAGACUUCAGAUGUUGGUAUCCCGGCAAAGAUCACAGAUGAAACAGGUUGUUCCAAUUCCAAUGAACGGAAAAGAAGAGAUUGCAGUCGCUGAACCAUAAUUCCUGUACGAACGAAGGAGAACACAGAAAAAUAAAGUUAUUUCCUUUACCAUUGGAAAUAUAAAGAACCCAAAAUUUCCGAUAAAACUGAAAGUUUAGUGAGACUAUCAGCUGGAUUACUGAAUUAGUCUAGAACAGACUUGUCACACGUGAUUAAUGAUUAUAUGUAUGUAUUAAACACCUGAGAUGUUUGUCCCGGAAUUUCGCAUUUAAUCGGCCAAAUUAUCAAACUAUUUAUAUCAACAGAGGCUAUUUUUUUGUUUCUCAGAAAUCUCACAGAAAAUGUUGUGUAGUAAAUUAUUCAGUAUCGUUUAAAUAUGAAUUAAACAAAUAUGUUACUUUUUCAACAUCAAACUUUUCUG
Messenger RNA from Bolinopsis microptera, 1014 nucleotides. RefSeq names its product F-box only protein 36-like. The coding region runs from base 11 to 652 and encodes 213 amino acids. The transcript is spliced from 6 exons. The record is from RefSeq and is a predicted model, not a curated record. NCBI's taxonomy places the organism in Eukaryota, Metazoa, Ctenophora, Tentaculata, Lobata, Bolinopsidae. Gene Ontology annotation, molecular function: protein binding.